UGCGUCGCUGGAGGAAAGAAAAAAAAAAGAAAAAGAGAAAUGUUGCAGCAGCAGCAGCAGCAGCCUCUGACGGGCAACGGGCCCUCCUCCAACGGCCGGGGACUCGGCAUGAGCGGCCACCCGGGGAUGCAUGCGCUUAACUCGGUUCACCAAGCUUCCCAGCAUCGGUCCGACGGAGGAGGUGGUGGUGGCGGUGGAGGGGACUCCUCGGGCCUCGAGGGGGGCACUGAAAACGGACACGAAACCCGCAGAGACAUCGGCGACAUACUGCAGCAGAUAAUGACCAUCACCGACCAAAGUUUGGACGAGGCACAAGCAAAGAAACACGCACUCAAUUGUCACCGAAUGAAACCUGCGUUAUUCAGCGUCCUGUGUGAGAUCAAGGAAAAGACUGGCCUGUCAAUGAGGAACGCCCAGGAGGACGAGCCUCAGGACCCUCAGCUGGUGCGAUUGGACAACAUGCUGCUGGCGGAGGGUGUGGCGGGGCCGGAGAAGGGCGGCGGGGCUGCUGCUGCCGUGUCUGCUGCCACAAGCUCGGGAGGGAUGUCACCCGACAGCUCGCUCGAGCACUCCGACUACAAAAGCAAGUUGAGCCAGAUUCGCAGUAUCUACCACACUGAGCUGGAGAAGUAUGAGCAGGCGUGCACUGAGUUCACCACUCACGUCAUGAACCUGCUGAGGGAGCAGUCGCGCACGCGGCCCGUGACCCCGCGGGAGAUCGAGCGCAUGGUGGCCAUUAUCCACCGCAAGUUCAGCUCGAUCCAGACCCAGCUGAAGCAGAGCACCUGUGAGGCGGUCAUGAUCCUGAGGUCCCGCUUCCUCGAUGCCAGGCGCAAACGACGCAACUUCAGCAAACAGGCCACAGAGGUCCUGAAUGAGUAUUUCUACUCCCACCUGUCCAACCCUUACCCCAGCGAAGAAGCCAAAGAGGAACUCGCCAAACAGUGUGGAAUCACCGUGUCUCAGGUCUCCAACUGGUUUGGCAACAAGAGAAUCCGCUACAAGAAAAACAUUGGAAAGUUCCAAGAGGAGGCCAACCUUUAUGCCAUGAAGACAGCUCUGGGGGCCAGACAGGGCGACGACUCCCCGCACACUCCCAACUCCACGGGGUCUGGGUCCUUCUCUCUGUCUGGGUCAGCUGACCUGUUUCUUGGGGUUCCACCUGUGAACGGGGAGCAGUCUACUUACCAAAUGGGCAUGCAGGCUAACGGGAACUGGCACGGGCGCAACUCCCCCCCAUCGGGCGCCUCACCCCACAGCGACCACUCAGACAACUCCGACUGAUGGCCCCGCUCCACCGGCACAGAACGACAGCGACGGAAAGUUUGACGACGGAAAAAGACAGAAAGAAUGAUUUCACACUUCCCACUUGGCUGCAGUUGUUUUUGUACGUUGUUUGUUUGGUUUUGAUUAUUUUAAAUGUACACUGUUUUAUUAUUAUUAUUUUUAUUUUAUUUUUUCCCUUUUCUUACUGCUCAGCGUCGGUCAUUAUUAUGUUUGUAUGAUGAGCUGAGUGCACGGAUGGUAGAGUGAAAAUGUGUGUGUGUGUGUUGUGUGCAUGCAGGCGUGGUUUUAUUAUCGGGGGUCGUAGGGUUCGUUUUCCACUACUUUUGACAUGUUACUGAGGUGUGUGUGUUUGUGGUUGGGCAAGGGAGGGGGGAAGGGCAGCAUUAUCAUUGUUUUUAGCACACUAUAUCAUUAUUAUUAUUAAUAUUAUUGCUGUUUUAUUAUUAGUGCUACAACUAUUUUCAUUUUAACAGCUCAGAGAGAGAGAAUGCAUUUAGUGACUGAGAGGGGCAAUAGAGAAAAAUCCAAAGAUUUUGUGUGUUUGUUUCUCUGUUUAUUUUUUAUUUUCUACCGGGCUUACGUGUCCCUGUAAUAAUGAAUGACGUGUGACUGAGUCCACAUUAACGGUUUGAAUGAGUAUAUCAACAGUGCUGUCUUUUUUUCUGUACAGUGAAACACCUGUAUUCUCUCUACCUACCUCUUUUACAAUAAAGACUCUGUAUUCACAACCA
This is a messenger RNA of Larimichthys crocea (large yellow croaker), 2018 nucleotides long. It is a transcript of the gene pbx2, whose product is annotated as pre-B-cell leukemia homeobox 2. Gene Ontology annotation, biological process: regulation of DNA-templated transcription. Gene Ontology annotation, cellular component: nucleus. The transcript is spliced from 8 exons. Bases 40 to 1284 code for a protein of 414 amino acids. Gene Ontology annotation, molecular function: DNA binding; DNA-binding transcription factor activity, RNA polymerase II-specific. The record is from RefSeq and is a predicted model, not a curated record. NCBI's taxonomy places the organism in Eukaryota, Metazoa, Chordata, Actinopteri, Sciaenidae.